UGAUUAGAUGGUGUGUUCAAUUUUAUAAAUAACCGAUUGCAAUCGAAUAUUUCCAAGGUGGUCGACUUUAUCAUCUGUCCGGGUUUAUCAUCAGUACCAGCUAGGGUCGCAGAAAAGCUCUAUAGAGCUUAUGUUAAUUGUUUCACCAAGCGACGGUACAGUAAUAUCAACCAGCCAACCAAAUAUGUCUGGUAGGAACAAAAUGGUUCUCAUGACGCCUAUGUUUGGUUUCUUUGAAAACACAUUGGAUAACAUGGAAAGAAUGAGAGAUGAGACAUGGAGUGAUAUAACACUGAAAGUUGGAUGCAGAUCUCUUUAUGCUCAUCGGUUAGUGUUAGCAGUACACAGUGGUUACUUUAAAACUUUGUUUCUUAGUAACUUCUCUGAUUCCAAAUCAAAAGAGAUAGAUUUGUCUCCUGUUGUUACAGACAUAGAUAUUUUAGAAGUUCUCGUAAAAUACAUGUAUUGUGGGAAAAUAGAAUGUGAGAAGAAAGAUUUCUGGGAAGUGGCAAGACUGGCAUCCUAUUUGGAAAUGAAAGUGUUGAUGUCAAUGUGCGAGAAAUGGAUGAUUAAACAGGUUACUCUUAAUAACUGCGUUGAAUAUUACGUCUUUGCUAACACCCACGGUUAUAGAAAAGCUGAAGAUUUAGCAUACAAAAUAAUUGAACCGAGAUUUCAUGAUUAUAUUGUUUUUCAAGACAGUGCAUUAGUAUUAAAGCCUAAAGAUGUAAUUCCUAUGCUUGACUCUGGAUUUUUCAAGAACUGUGGAAAUGCGUCAUUUUUAGAAUUUCUUGGGAACUGGGUUGCUAAAGGCUGCACUGACCAGCAUGUUGAAGUAGCUAAAGAGGUUUUAGAAUAUCUGGAUCAAGAGAUUGAAUCAGAUUUUACUGUUACUGCCCAUAAAACUCCAAUGAAGUCACUUGAAGAAUGUUGCCAUAAGUUAGAAUCAAAGCUGAGUUACAGAGAUACAAAAGAUGACAAGGAUUUGGCCUAUUCAUUUCUGAAGGAAUUUAAGAGACUAGUGCUUCAGAUACAAGAGGCAAAAGAAAUCCCAAUAGAUGAUGAGGAAAAUGUAGUUUUCACCUUAUGUGAAAGGAAGAAGAAACAAAUGUUGGUGGGUCCUGGUACUAAGGUUAGAUUUACCUCAUCAAUAGGAACAAAGAAAAAAGUGCGAGAUUCAGUGUAUGACAUAUACUUAUUCCGUGAACAUAGCAAUUGUUGGUACCACAUUGAUACUGUUGAAAGUCAUCCUAACUGGUGUUCUAAGAAAACCUUACCAUUUCAUAGGAAGAACAAUGACUGUUUUGUUCUUAAUAAGACUCUUGUAUUUGUGAGGAAAAAUUCAAAACAUGCCAUGAAGUUUGAUUUGGAGAAAAAGGAAUGGAGUGAAUUUAAAUUGCCGUCUGUACAACGUUUUGGUGAAACGUUGAGUGACAUUGGAAAUGAAUUUGCAGUUUGCAAUGAAGAAUUGUAUGUUGUUUUUACAAAGCCAGAUGCUGAGCCAUUGGAUGAAAGGUAUUAUCAUGAAGAUAACCCAAUUGGUAUAAAUGGUUGCUUUUUCGAGAUAUAUAAAGUGAAUAUACAAAAUGGAUCUUUGUCAAAGAUAGCAACAACUGGUCUUUACCCAUUACAGUAUGACCAGUUUGAAUCUGACUUUUUAGGAUAUGAAGGUAUUAGGAGCUCAGCACAUGUGCAGGUAAAUAAAGCAAGCGGGGACAUGUUUGUCCUGGUUUAUCUGGAUGAAUACUUGGGUGAUGGGUGUGAGAUUUUUGAAAAGUAUGUUUCGUUUGUGGUAAACCUUAAAGAUGGAAGCACACAUUUUUUCUCGACAGAGACGAAUGACCAGCUGAAGUACCCAUUCCAUGACCUGUAUAUUGUUGAAAAGGAGGACUGCUUCUUAAUAAUCCAUCAUUUUGAGAAAGACACUUGUGAGAUUAUUGCUGAAUAUAAAUUCCUAUCGAAAAAAAUUGUUUUCAGAGAAGGAGUUUCAAAGCCUAAUCCAGAAUCUCAAGAUCCUUGUGAAGAUGAACCACAUGAGGGAAAGCUGUAUCAUGGAGGUGGAAGUGGCCUGUGGUACUUUUAUGGAAACUCUGACUACACAUGCAACUUGAAAUAUAUUUCAGUUGGAGAAGUAAGUGAAAAAGGAAAUGCAAAUUUGGAUGAAAAUGUUGAACAGAAUGUUACAGGUGACAAAUUUUUUAAAGAAGAUGGAACUGAAGAUACAAAUGCUGAAGUAGAUGAAGGCAAAAAUACUGAAAGCAGUGUGGAUGAAGACAGAAAUGCUGACAACAAUACAAACAGUGAAUUUGGAGAAGAGAGUGAUGAAGAAAAUAAAACUGAAAUAAGAAGAAUUGAUAAGAUUCCACUACCAUUCACAAAUGUGAAAUGUGUUUGCCAAGCAAAAAUGGGGAAGGAAUUUAUUAGUAAACUGGAACCAGUAAAAAUGUUUUUAUUGUAGAAAGUACUUGUUUUGAGCUUUUGAUGGAAGUGCAGUUUGAACUUGGUUUUGAAAAAGGAACAUUGAAAAACAUUUGCACAAGGUUAAGAGUACAUGUAGUAGUAUUGAAACACAGUUACAGUAUUACCUUGUGGUUUAGAGAAGUAGCCUUGAAAUUCAAUAAAAGUGUUUGCAUGAGGUUAAGAAAAGUACUAUAAAAACUCGAUUUCAGUA
Messenger RNA from Mercenaria mercenaria, 2671 nucleotides. RefSeq lists its product as uncharacterized. Gene Ontology annotation, molecular function: protein binding. The record is from RefSeq and is a predicted model, not a curated record. Bases 131 to 2458 code for a protein of 775 amino acids. The transcript has 2 exons. NCBI's taxonomy places the organism in Eukaryota, Metazoa, Mollusca, Bivalvia, Venerida, Veneridae.